Messenger RNA from Vicia faba (fava bean), 381 nucleotides. The record is from the annotation of a GenBank genome assembly. Lineage: Eukaryota; Viridiplantae; Streptophyta; Magnoliopsida; Fabales; Fabaceae.
AUGAUUAGAGGAACAAGAGGAUACAUGGCCCCUGAAUGGAUUUUCCAUUUACCAAUAACAUCUAAAGUAGAUGUUUAUAGUUAUGGGAUUGUUGUGUUGGAGAUGAUAACUGGAAAGAAUCCAACAUUAAUGAAUAUAGAAGGAGAGGAUGGAGAAAUGACAUACAAUGGAAGUUUAAUAAGUUGGGUGAGAGAGAAAAAGAGGAGUCAAUGUUGGGUGGAAGAAAUUUUGGAUCCAACAAUUGGGACUAGUUGUGAUUUAAGUAAGAUGGAUAUUUUGGUUAGAGUUGCUUUGGAAUGUGUAGAGGAAGAUAUGGAUAUUAGGCCUAAUAUGAGUCAAGUGGUUGAGAUGCUCCAAAAUAAUGAAAGAGUUGUUGAGUGA